This is a messenger RNA of Ipomoea triloba (trilobed morning glory), 1372 nucleotides long. RefSeq lists its product as uncharacterized. The record is from RefSeq and is a predicted model, not a curated record. Lineage: Eukaryota; Viridiplantae; Streptophyta; Magnoliopsida; Solanales; Convolvulaceae. The coding region runs from base 214 to 702 and encodes 162 amino acids. The transcript has 2 exons.
CUCACGCUCACGCAUUGAAAUCCAAAUUUUCCGAAUUGUGUUGAUAAUAAUGGGCGUUGACAGCGACGGUUUUCUUGUGUUUACUUUUUGUCUUGUGGUAAUCCGUUAAUGCUCACAAAUGCCUACUCGAACGAACGGUAUCACAAAAUCGGGUUUUCGCGUAGAAUUUUCUUGAAUUGAUCAUCUAUCUGUUUUUGUUUGUCUUGGUAUUUUAUGUCUGUUCCCAAUAAAAACCGAUUUGGCUCUGGUAAUUGUAAGGAUCAUCGAUAUAGAUCGGGUGGAGGAGAUGUUGGACCAAGUGGCGCCGGCAAUGACGAAGAGGGCGGUGGGCGAAAAGAGGGAGAGGGAGAGGGAGAUGAUAAUAGGAAGAAGGGGAAAAAGGUGUCGAUAUUAGGGUUCCGAAAGGUGAAGAGGAGUGUCCUGAGGAGGAAGCAGAAAGGCAAUUCCAAUUCUGUUGGUCCUAGCAGAGCAGCGUAUGGGCAGUGUUUCUUAUGCUUGAAGCCUCCGCGGGAUAUGGAUUCUCAGACUCAAUCACAGAGCCUAUUCAAGGAUUUAUAUUAUUGGAGCAGAAUUCCUCGGCACAGCAAAAGGUCUAGAUAUUAUAGUUAUAUUGUUAUACAUACUGGUCAUAGUCUGGACUGUAAGCUUUUAUUUUGCUAUAAAACAAACUUUGUUCUUGUUUUCAAGCAAAUGGAAACUUGAAAGUUGCUAUUUUUGGGAAUUUAUGGUUGCUUCAGUUUGGAACAGUUUUCAAGCAGAAUUUCUUGUUGCAGUGUUUGAAAUGUUGGUUUAGUUUUGAGGUAGACUGAGGUGAGACACAUAAAAUUUUACAUUUGCUUUGAUUGGGAAGGGUACUGAGGUUUCUGUGUUCAAUGGAGGUCAGUGAAGGGUCAAGUCCAGCAAUUGAUGGCUAUGGGGAUUGUUGGGCAGAGGUCGGUGAAGGGCCAAGUCCAACACCCUGUCUCUCGAAAAUGUGGCACAGUAUAUAAGAAAACGAGGUAUAACUUUUGGUGUAAGCGCUUUAUCCUAAAGUGGUAUCAGUGCCAAAAUUGGUGUGCUUGAUCCUAUCACUCUGCUUAUCAUUGCAUUAUUCAUUCUUUUGAUUUGUAAAGAUUACCUGCCUGCCAUAUUUGAAGGUUGAAGUGUACAUACAUAUACCAAUCUUAGGCUCAAGAAAAAUAAGGAUUUUAGAAUAGACAGGUAGCAAGGGCUGAUGUAGAGCAACAUGAGUUUUGAUGUUCAAAUAUGAUGAGCUUCACAGUACUGAAUAUUUAGUUUAGAGUGAUGUACUUAAUUGAUCAACAUGAGAGAUGAAACCAAUUAUAAACAUGUGGACUGGAGUAAUGCAUUUGCGGCUGGAUUUUAUUUCUCA